Lucilia sericata (common green bottle fly) is the source of this 1591-nucleotide messenger RNA. RefSeq lists its product as uncharacterized. The record is from RefSeq and is a predicted model, not a curated record. The transcript is spliced from 2 exons. The coding region runs from base 104 to 1591 and encodes 495 amino acids. NCBI's taxonomy places the organism in Eukaryota, Metazoa, Arthropoda, Insecta, Diptera, Calliphoridae.
AGUAAUAUGGUGCGUUUUUUUGCAAACAGCCAAUGGCAAACAUCACCUCAGUAACCCAACCUUGCUUAGCGAAUUAGUUUCGAAGCUGCCACCAACAAAACAGAUGCAAUGGGCUGAAAAAUGUAUUGAACUUAACAGGGCUGCUGAUUUGGUAGAUUUCUGUCAAUGGCUCGAGGGAGUAAGGAAAAUUGCCAACAUGGUUUCCGAUGCAUUGCCAUCAGUGUCAUCCGUAGUUAGAAAUAAAAAGCCGCUACCUAAAAAUAAAUUUGCGUUAACUACAAAUAUUGUACAAAAAUGUGCAAUUUGUUCUGGAGAUUGUCAUCCCCUUACGGACUGCCAAUUGUUUAAGGAGGCUUCUGUGGAUGAACGUUGGAAUAAAGCCCGUGCACUUCGUUUGUGUUUCUCAUGUUUGAAAGGAAGACACCAGGUAAAUAAAUGUUUUAAAAAGCAGCGUUGUGGUACAAACAAUUGUGAAAAACAGCACCAUCCACUAUUACAUUCAACUAGUGAUCAAAACAAUAAACAAACGAAUGGUGUUGCCACUGUUGUUGAAAAUGAGAAUCCCAGAACAGUUGUCAAUUUACAUGCAGGUACUCAAAAGAGUGAAAUCUUAUUUCAGAUAAUACCAGUGAAUUUAUAUGGACCUAAAGGAUGUAUCUCAAUCUACGCAUUUAUAGACGACGGCGCUGAUGCCACCAUGCUAGAAUGGGAUAUUGGUAAAGAAAUUGGUUUAAAUGGUAAACAGGAAAAAUUAAAAUUGCAAUGGUUAAAUGGACAUUGCAGUAGUGAACAAACAGAAAUUGUAGAUCUGUCUAUUAGUGGUCUACCAGAAGAAAAUAUAAAGUACCAAAUUUCGGAAGUGUAUUUGGUUAAAAAUCUAGAGUUGCCUACACAAUCAUUUAAUUUAAACGACAUUAAUUACCAAAGCCAUCUAAACGACCUCCCAAUCACCUCCUAUAGCAAAAUUAAACCACAAAUGAUUAUUAGUUUGACACAUGCAUUUUUGACGGUACCAGUAAACAUACCCAUAUGCCCUGAUAACAAUGGACCUAUUGCGGUGAAGACAAGACUUGGAUGGGUAGUUUACGGUCCAAAUGGCAUGGAAAGGCAUUGCGUGUUAAAAAGUGUAUUUCAUUCAAGACGACAAGAUAUAGAAAUGAAGGAGAUGAUGCGUCAAUAUUUUGAGGUUGAAUCGUGUAUGGUAAAACUUGAUGUCAAACCCGUUAAGCCAGAAAGUGAGAUAAGAGCAUUAGAUAUUUUGAAGUCGACCACAAAAUUUUGUGAUGGCCGUUAUGAGUGUGGGCUUUUAUGGAAAAAUGAGACUCAGUCACUGCCUGAUAGUUAUGCUCAAUCUUUAAGACGACUUUAUAUGAUUGAGAAAAAAUUUCGUAUAGACCCACAAUUUGAAAUUAAAUAUAGAGCAAAAAUGAAGCAUCUUUUAGAAAAAGGGUAUGCACGACGACUUAGUCCCGAAGAGGAAAAAACAAUUUUACCCAAAACGUUCUUUUUACCACACUUUGCAGUUUUUAAUCCCGUUAAGGAUAGUCUACGUUUAGUUUUUGAUGCAGCGGCGAAGUUUGUGGCGACAUAA